Molecule: messenger RNA, 948 nt
Organism: Akanthomyces muscarius
Lineage: Eukaryota; Fungi; Ascomycota; Sordariomycetes; Hypocreales; Cordycipitaceae
Exons: 2
Coding region: 1-948 (315 amino acids)
Source: RefSeq, a predicted model, not a curated record
AUGAAAUUUGCCCCUACCCUCGCCGUCCUCGGCGCUAGCGCGACGACCGUCCUCGCCACGUUCGACACCGACACCGUGACAGUCACCCAGACCGUUGCAACAUGCGGCGGCGAUUGCCUCACCACCUACUACGGCGCCUGCACCAGCAGCUCCUCCUCCCCCAUCUCCAGCAACGGCACUUCUGCGUCCACGAGCUACGCCUCCAGCGCUCUUCCCACCGGUGCCUCCACCUCCUCCGCGUACUGCACCGAGCCGUACGGCUGCGGCGGCGUCAAGCACCCCUCGUCCGCCACCUCCAGCGCCACGACGUACAUUACCAUGCCCGAGGGCACCACGACCACAACCGUGCACACCACGCGCACCGAGACCGUCACGUCGACAAACACCCGCAGCAGCAGCACGUCGUCCAUGUCCGCCAUCACAACCACCACAUGCACGCACCAUGUCCCCAGCGGCCCGUCGUCGCGCUCCGCAAGCUACCCCGUGUCCAACUCGACGUCCACCUACCACCCUUCCGGCUCAGUCACGUCCCGCACCUCGGGCACCGGCUACCCUACCGCCACGUCCGACAGCAGCCAGUCGUCUGCUCUGCCGACCGGUACCUCGAGCUCAGACGACAACGUCUAUCCUCCUCUGCCGACGUACACCACCCCAGCCAACUCUUCCUCCAGCAGCAGCAAAACGAACCCAAGGACCUCCACCAUCAAGACUUCGUACGCCUCGAGCGCCGAUCCUGUAGGCACAAGCACCUCGGCGACCACGUCCACGGUGUCUUCUUCGUCUUCGCCCGCCGCGUCCUCGUCCACGUCCACAGACGGCUAUCCGCAGCCGACGACGCUGAUUACCAGCAGCCGCCAGCCCGUCUCUUCUAUCAGCAACAGCACCAGCAGCGCCUAUCCGUCGCCUAUGCCCCCGACCUACGGCGAUGAACCCCAUUCGUACGAGUAA